AUGGCUCGGUUCGGGGAUGAUCUACCAACACGCUAUGGAGGUGGAGGGCCGGCCGGGGCUGGAAGAGGGAGCAGCCGGCAAGGUGGCCCCCAAGCCGGCCAAAGGAUGUAUAAGCAGUCGAUGGCUCAGAGGGCCCGGACUAUGGCUCUCUACAAUCCCAUCCCUGUCAAACAGAACUGCUUCACAGUCAACAGAUCCCUCUUCAUCUUCAGUGAAGAUAAUGUUAUACGGAAAUAUGCCAAGAGAAUAACAGAAUGGCCUCCAUUUGAAUACAUGAUUUUAGCUACAAUCAUAGCCAAUUGUAUUGUGCUGGCUCUGGAGCAACAUUUGCCGGAUGGAGACAAGACACCUAUGUCAGAGAGAUUGGAUGACACUGAGCCGUACUUUAUUGGAAUAUUUUGUUUUGAAGCUGGUAUAAAGAUCAUUGCUCUGGGGUUUGUUUUUCACAAAGGCUCUUACCUCCGAAAUGGUUGGAACGUGAUGGAUUUCGUUGUGGUCCUCACAGGGAUUCUAGCAACUGCUGGGACCGACUUCGACCUGCGGACCCUGCGAGCCGUCCGUGUGCUGCGGCCGCUGAAGCUGGUGUCAGGAAUCCCAAGUCUGCAGGUCGUCCUCAAGUCCAUCAUGAAGGCAAUGGUGCCUCUGCUUCAGAUUGGGCUGCUCCUCUUCUUUGCCAUCGUGAUGUUUGCCAUCAUCGGCUUGGAAUUCUACAUGGGGAAGUUUCACAAAACCUGCUUCUCUAAUGAGACAGACGGUGAAGAGGUGGGAGAUUUUCCUUGCGGAGAGGAGCCUCCUGCCAGGCAGUGCGAGAGUGGGACCACCUGCAGGGAAUAUUGGCAAGGGCCCAACUAUGGCAUCACCAACUUUGACAACAUCCUCUUUGCUGUGCUCACCGUCUUCCAGUGCAUCACCAUGGAGGGAUGGACCGACAUCCUCUACAAUACAAACGAUGCUGCAGGAAAUACCUGGAACUGGCUUUACUUCAUCCCUCUCAUCAUCAUCGGCUCUUUCUUCAUGCUCAACUUGGUGCUGGGCGUCCUAUCAGGUGAAUUUGCCAAAGAACGAGAGAGGGUAGAAAACCGUCGAGCUUUCCUGAAACUCCGUAGGCAACAGCAAAUAGAACGGGAGCUAAAUGGAUAUUUGGAGUGGAUCUUCAAAGCAGAGGAAGUCAUGCUGGCUGAGGAAGACAAGAACGCAGAAGAGAAAUCUCCUCUGGACGUGUUGAAAAGAGCCGCAAUAAAGAAGAGCAAAAACGACCUGAUUCAUGCUGAAGAAGGUGAGGACCAUUUCACAGACAUUUGCUCCGUUGGGUCUCCUUUUGCCCGUGCCAGUUUGAAGAGUGGGAAGAAUGAGAGCUCAUCCUACUUCAGGAGGAAAGAGAAAAUGUUCCGCUUCUUCAUCCGGCGCAUGGUGAAAGCCCAGAGCUUCUACUGGAUCGUGCUCUGCGUGGUUGCCCUCAACACGCUCUGCGUUGCGAUGGUGCACUAUGAUCAGCCAGAGAAACUCACCACUGCUCUGUAUUUCGCCGAGUUUGUUUUUCUGGGUCUGUUCCUUACUGAGAUGUCUUUGAAGAUGUAUGGACUGGGACCAAGAAAUUACUUUCAUUCCUCAUUCAACUGCUUUGACUUUGGGGUCAUUGUGGGAAGCAUCUUUGAAGUCAUCUGGGCUGCAGUGAAACCUGGUACCUCGUUUGGCAUCAGCGUGCUGAGAGCUCUGCGGCUGCUGCGGAUUUUCAAAGUCACCAAAUACUGGAACUCCCUGAGGAACCUUGUGGUCUCCUUGCUGAACUCCAUGAAGUCCAUCAUCAGUUUGCUCUUUCUGCUGUUCCUCUUCAUUGUGGUGUUUGCUCUGCUGGGGAUGCAGCUCUUUGGAGGGCAGUUCAAUUUUAGAGACGAAACACCAACCACGAAUUUCGAUACUUUUCCAGCUGCCAUCCUCACAGUGUUCCAGAUCCUGACUGGGGAGGACUGGAACGCAGUGAUGUACCAUGGCAUAGAGUCACAGGGCGGUGUCCACUCGGGGAUGUUCUCCUCCAUUUACUUCAUCGUCCUGACGUUGUUUGGUAACUAUACACUCCUGAAUGUCUUCUUGGCCAUCGCCGUUGACAACCUGGCCAAUGCCCAAGAGCUGACCAAGGAUGAGGAGGAGAUGGAGGAAGCCACCAAUCAGAAGCUCGCCCUGCAGAAGGCCAAGGAGGUAGCAGAAGUCAGCCCCAUGUCUGCAGCCAACAUGUCCAUAGCCGCCAAGCAGCAGAACUCCUCCAAAUCCAAGUCGGUUUGGGAGCAGCGAACCAGCCAGAUUCGGAUGCACAAUUUCCGAGCCAGCUGUGAGGCUCUGUACAAUGAACUGGACCCUGAGGAGCGGGUGCGCUACGCCACGACCCUGCACAUCCGUCCAGACAUGAAGACCCACUUGGAUCGGCCACUGGUGGUGGAGCCAAGGGGUGAAGGGAGGAACAACAUCAGCAAGCUGAGCCCUGUGGAUAUGCAGGAGGUGGAGCAGAUCAAGGUCAGCUCUACUGAUGGAGCAGAAGCUCCUCGGAAGCAUCACCGGCAUCGGGAUAAGGAGAAAUUGGGAGAGCAAGAGAAAGGUGAUGUGACCAAAGAUGAGAAUGGGGAAUCUGGCAUCAACAAUAAGGAGGAGAGACACAGGCAGCACAGAAGUCGCAGCAAGGAAGUGGAAGGGGGCAGCAAGGAAGGGAAAAGUGAGCGCAUCAGGGGCCAGGAAGGAGGGAAGAGGCACCAUCGCCGGGGGUCAGUGGAAGAAGGCACUGAAAAGGAGCACCGGAGGCACCGCACGCACCGGCACUCUGCAGAACGGCAAGGCAAGGAGGGCAAUGGGACCAUCAAUGGGGCCAGGAGCGAGCGGAGAACCCGGCACCGUGGAGGGUCAAGGUCUGGGAACCGGGAAGGAGAGCCCGGCUCCAAGGGUGAGAAUGGAGAGGAGCCUCACAGACGGCACCGGUUCAGGAGCAGGGCGUUGUCGACGUACGAUUCGGUGGAGAAGGAGAACAGGGAGAAGGAAGGGGAGACUGCUGAGAAGGAGCACCAGAAUCAUCAGCCCAAGGAGAAUCAGUGUGAGAUUGAGGCCAGUGGGAGUGUGAGCAUCCCGGUGCACACCCUUCCCAGCACCUAUCUGCAGAAAGUGCCGGAGCAGCCAGAAGAUGCUGACAACCAGAAGAACGUGACACGCAUGAUUCAGCCGCCUCUGGACAAAACCACCACUGUGAACAUCCCUGUCACCAUCACUGCCCCGCCAGGAGAAACCACCGUCAUUCCCAUGAACAGCGUUGAGUUUGAAAGUAAAGCGGAAGAGAAGAAGGACGUUGAUGACUUGACAAAAAAUGGGCCUAAACCAAUCUUGCCUUACAGUUCCAUGUUCAUCCUAAGUCCUACGAACCCGAUCCGGCGUCUCUUCCACUACAUCGUCAACCUGCGCUACUUCGAGAUGGUCAUCCUCAUCGUCAUUGCCCUCAGCAGCAUUGCCCUGGCAGCAGAAGACCCCGUCCAAGCAGAAUCACCGAGGAACGAUGCUCUGAAGUACUUGGAUUAUAUUUUUACGGGUGUCUUUACCUUCGAGAUGGUAAUCAAGAUGAUUGACCUGGGGCUGUUACUCCACCCUGGCUCCUAUUUCCGUGACCUGUGGAACAUCUUGGACUUCAUUGUGGUCAGUGGGGCCUUGGUGGCAUUUGCCUUCUCAGGAACCAAAGGCAAGGACAUCAACACGAUCAAGUCGCUGCGGGUUCUGCGGGUCCUGCGACCACUGAAGACCAUAAAACGGCUGCCAAAACUAAAGGCUGUCUUUGACUGCGUGGUGAAUUCCCUGAAGAACGUCCUCAACAUCCUCAUUGUUUAUAUGCUCUUCAUGUUCAUCUUUGCUGUCAUUGCUGUGCAGCUCUUCAAAGGCAGAUUCUUCUACUGCACCGAUGAGUCGAAAGAGCUGGAGAAGGAUUGCAGGGGUCAGUACCUUGACUAUGAAAAAAAUGAGGUGGAGGCGCAGCCCAGAGAAUGGAAAAAAUACGAGUUCCAUUACGACAACGUGCUGUGGGCUCUGCUGACACUUUUCACUGUCUCCACAGGAGAAGGGUGGCCAACUGUGCUGAAGCACUCAGUGGAUGCUACCUACGAGGAACAGGGUCCCAGCCCUGGCUACCGAAUGGAAAUGUCUAUCUUUUACGUGGUGUAUUUUGUUGUCUUCCCUUUUUUCUUUGUGAACAUCUUUGUGGCGUUAAUCAUAAUCACCUUCCAAGAGCAAGGAGAUAAAGUGAUGUCAGAAUGCAGCCUAGAGAAAAAUGAGAGGGCCUGCAUUGACUUCGCCAUAAGUGCCAAGCCGCUGACCCGCUACAUGCCUCAGAACAAGCAGUCAUUUCAGUACAAGAUGUGGAAAUUCGUGGUGUCCCCUCCCUUUGAGUAUUUUAUCAUGGUCAUGAUUGCACUCAAUACUAUUGUUCUCAUGAUGAAGUUCUAUGAUGCUCCAGAAGCAUACGAAGAAAUGUUGAAAUGCCUGAAUAUUGUCUUUACAUCCAUGUUUUCAAUGGAGUGUGUGCUGAAGAUCAUUGCCUUUGGUGUGCUGAACUAUUUCCGAGAUGCCUGGAAUGUCUUUGAUUUUGUAACAGUGUUGGGAAGUAUUACUGAUAUUUUAGUAACAGAGAUUGCGGUAAGUACAGACAACUUCAUCAACCUCAGCUUCCUGCGGCUCUUCAGGGCAGCAAGACUUAUCAAACUCCUUCGCCAGGGUUACACUAUCCGCAUCUUGCUCUGGACGUUUGUGCAGUCAUUUAAGGCCUUGCCUUACGUGUGUCUUCUCAUUGCAAUGCUCUUCUUCAUCUAUGCCAUUAUUGGCAUGCAGGUAUUUGGAAACAUUGCACUAAAUGAUGAAACCUCCAUCAAUCGGCACAAUAAUUUCCGUACCUUCCUUCAAGCCCUGAUGCUUCUGUUCAGGAGUGCCACAGGGGAAGCCUGGCAUGAGAUCAUGCUGUCAUGCCUGAGCAGCAGGGCCUGCGACCCGCUCUCUGGCCUCACCAAGAACGAAUGCGGCAGCGACUUCGCCUAUUUCUACUUCGUGUCGUUCAUCUUCCUCUGCUCCUUCCUGAUGUUGAACCUGUUUGUGGCUGUAAUCAUGGACAACUUUGAAUACUUGACAAGAGACUCCUCCAUCCUUGGGCCCCAUCAUUUGGAUGAGUUUGUUCGUGUCUGGGCUGAAUACGACCCAGCUGCCUGCGGGCGCAUCAGUUACACAGACAUGUAUGAGAUGCUGAGACACAUGUCCCCACCUCUAGGCCUUGGAAAGAAAUGCCCUGCUCGCGUUGCCUAUAAGCGCCUGGUGAGGAUGAACAUGCCCAUCUCACCCGAGGAUCUGACAGUCCACUUCACCUCCACGCUGAUGGCCCUGAUCCGCACUGCUCUGGAAAUCAAGCUUGCCUCAGGGGGUGUUAAGCAGCACCAGUGUGAUGCUGAGCUGAGAAAGGAGAUCUCUCUGGUUUGGCCCAACCUGUCCCAGAAGACACUGGAUUUGCUGGUGCCUCCUCACAAACCUGAUGAGAUGACUGUGGGGAAGGUCUACGCAGCGCUCAUGAUAUUUGACUUCUACAAACAGAACAAGAACAGCAGGGAACAAGUCCACCAGCCUCCUGGGGGGCUCUGCCAGCCCGGACCGGUGUCACUCUUCCACCCCUUGAAGGCCACUUUGGAGCAAACCCAACCCUCAGCCUUCAGCAAUGCGAAGGCAUUCCUGCGCCAGAAAAGCUCAGCCUCGCUCAACAACGGGGGCACGUUGCCAGCCCCAGAGGGUGGGAUCAAAGAGUCCAGUUCCUGGGGAACCCAACGCACCCAGGAUGUGUUUUAUGAAACCAGGACCCCAGCUUUUGAACGAGGCCACUCAGAGGAGAUCCCCAUUGAACGGGUGGUGGAAAUGAGGGAAAUCAGCCCCACGCUUGCCAAUGGAGAGCACCAACCAGGGCUGGAGAGCCAGGGUCGGGCGGCUUCCAUGCCGCGCCUGGCUGCCGAAACUCAGGGCCUGAUUCAUACAGAAAGAAGUGAGCAGCCCAUGGCUGUGAGCCAUUCCCCAUUGCUCUUCGUAUGAAGCAGAACACAGAGGAUGUGCUGCCCCUCAAAACUCAAAGGCCAUGUAUUGCACAGGUGGAAAUGGCUCCA
Molecule: messenger RNA, 6152 nt
Organism: Lagopus leucura (white-tailed ptarmigan)
Lineage: Eukaryota; Metazoa; Chordata; Aves; Galliformes; Phasianidae
Gene: CACNA1B
Product: calcium voltage-gated channel subunit alpha1 B
Exons: 45
Coding region: 1-6081 (2026 amino acids)
Biological process (GO): chemical synaptic transmission; calcium ion import across plasma membrane
Cellular component (GO): voltage-gated calcium channel complex; membrane; neuronal cell body
Molecular function (GO): high voltage-gated calcium channel activity; calcium ion binding
Source: RefSeq, a predicted model, not a curated record